Molecule: messenger RNA, 1896 nt
Organism: Vicia villosa (hairy vetch)
Lineage: Eukaryota; Viridiplantae; Streptophyta; Magnoliopsida; Fabales; Fabaceae
Exons: 5
Coding region: 1-1896 (631 amino acids)
Biological process (GO): telomere maintenance; DNA repair
Molecular function (GO): DNA helicase activity
Source: RefSeq, a predicted model, not a curated record
AUGGAGUCACAAAGAUUGAAUUAUAUUCGAAAGCAUAAGAAAAAGCUGCGUGUUUCUAAAUAUUGCAAUUUGAGCUCAUCUGAACAGAAUGCAAACACUCAAGGAUCAAACAAAGGUAAAAGAGUGGUUUUACCUUCAACUUAUGUUGGAAGUCGGAGGUUUAUGGAACAACUCUAUUUUGAUGGAAUGGAAAUUUGUAGCCAAGUUGGAUUUCCAAAUCUUUUUAUCACAUUUACUUGCAAUCCCAACUGGCCUGAAAUCCAAAGAUAUGUAGUUCCUUACAAUCCAUAUUUGUUGAAGAAAUUACAAGCACACAUCAAUAUGGAGUGGUGUAAUCAAAGUACUUCAGUUAAAUACUUAUUUAAGUAUAUUAACAAGGGGUAUGAUAGAAUUAUUGCUGUUGUUGUCCAAACUGACGCUGAUGGAUCUCCUUCGGUCAUAAUUAUUGACGAAAUCAAGCAAUAUCUUGAUUGCAGGUAUGUCUCACCAAGUGAGGCAUGUUGGAGACUUUUUUCAUUUCCUAUUCAUGGUAGAUCAUCCGCAGUUGAAAGGUUGUUCUUCCAUUUUGAAGGAGACAACUCUGUUUAUUAUACCGAUUAUGAAUUGAUAGAUGAGGUGCUUGACAAACCAACUGUGAAAGAAUCUAUGUUUACCGCAUGGAUGGAAGCAAACAAAGCAUACCCAGAGGCAAAGAAUUUGACGUACUCACAAUUUCUUUCCAAAUUUUUUUAUGAUAAAAGGUACCGUCGAUGGAGACCGUGUAAAAGAGGAAAUACAAUUGGCAGACUUAUUUGGGUCCCUCCAAGUAUGGGUGAGUUAUAUUUCUUGAGAAUGAUGCUAACAAUCGUCAAAGGUCCAACUUGCUAUGAGGAUAUAAAAUUUGUGGGUGGAAAAGUUCAGGAUACUUUUAGGGAUGCAUGCUUCGAAAUGGGCUUUCUUAACGAUGAUAAGGAAUAUGUUGCAGCCAUCGACGAAGCAAAGAAUUGGGGUUCCGGGCAUUUUUUGCGAAAGUUAUUUGUCACUAUGUUACUAUCUGGUACUGUCAAUAGACCACGACAUGUUUGGGAAAAAACUUGGAGGACUUUAUCUGAUAGUAUCCUCUACCAACAAAUGCAAAAAACAAAUAGAAGAGCUGCAACAGUGUCUUUGGUUCCAUUUAAUUUCAUGCAGCCGCAACAUCAACUGUUUGAUUUAUGUUCAAUGUAUUUCAACAUCACGACAGCAGUUGCAUCAUACAUAUAUUCCGACGUCACAAAACAUGUUGGCAAUAGGCUUAUUUAUGAUGAACUUGAUUACGAUGACGAUACCGAGAAACAGAAAUUCCAAGAACUUUUUCAUGCUCUUACAGAUGAACAACGUUCGAUAUUUGAGAAAAUCAUGGAUGCUGUCAACAAACAGAGUGGAGGGGUAUUUUUCUUGCAUGGUUACGGAGGGACUGGUAAAACUUUCAUGUGGAUAACACUAUCAAGUGCACUUCGUUCUCAAAAAAAAAUUGUUCUUACUGCUGCUUCAAGUGGGAUAGCUUCGUUAUUAUUGCCAGGUGGAAGAACAGCACACUCAAAGUUCAAAAUACCUGUGCCAAAGCUUGACAACUCAACUUGCAACAUCGACAAAGACACCGAACAUUCUCAAUUAUUUGAAGCAACAGAUGUGAUAAUAUGGGAUGAAGCACCUAUGUCUCACAAGAACUACUUCAAAGCAUUGGAUAAAACCCUUAAAGAUGUAAUGAGCAAAAAGGGUGUUGAGAAUACUAUUUUUGGUGGAAAAGUUGUUGUAUUUGGAGGAGAUUUUAGACAGAUUCUUCCUGUUGUUCCAAGAGCUGGGCAUUCUGAUAUUGUUCAUGCAUCAAUUAGUUCAUCUUAUGUAUGGGAUUAUAGUCAGGUUUUAACACUAUAA